AUGAUAAACAAAGACAACAUAAGUAAAAUAAUAAAAAAUAAAAAGCACAGUUUAGAAGAUGAAUGUAUAUUAGACAACCAAGUGCAUACAUUGACUACUAAUAAUAUACCAAAUGCUAAUAAUAAUUGCUUUAAUGAGAACAAAAAGAAAAAAAUAUGCUAUUUAUCAACUCAUAACACUCCAUCAGAUAAUUAUAAUAUUUUUAAAAACAGUGAUAUUAUAUGUAAUUUAUUAUCUUUUUUAACUUUCUCCGAAAGAUGGAAAUUUAAGUUAUUAAACAAAUCAUUUUAUAAAGCAUUUAAUACAAAAUAUGCAUGGGCAAAUUUAGAUUUUCGGUUUAUUGAUAUAGACCUAUUUAAUUUUGAGUUUAUUAAAAAAUAUAACAAGCUAUUUUUUAAUACAUUAUCUUUAUCACUAUCAGUUAAUGGGAAUGAAAGCAUAAAAAUGACUAUCGAUUUAAUUAUAAAGCAUUUUAAAUAUUUAAAAGAUUUACGUGUAUAUUUUAGAAAAAAAAAUACUAACUUUAUAUACGAGGGUGUUCAUCCAGUAGUAUCCAAUAUACUAAAUUGCAAAAUGAUAAAAGAAAAUAAAAAAGAAAUUUAUAAAGAUAAAAGAUUUUUAUGCAAUAGAUUAAAUGAUAAUAAUAAUAAUAAUAGUAACCUAAUUAAAAAUAUAAAAGAUGAAAAUGAAGAAUAUAAUAAAAAAGAUAGGGAAAAUGAUAAUAAUGACACAUAUUAUAAUAGGAGAAAUGGAGAAAUUAAAAAAAAAAAAAAUUACAAAUUAUAUCUCAAUGAAAAAGAAGAUAAAAAAAAUUAUGCCUCUUCUAAAUGUAAAGGAAAAGAAAACGGGGUCCCUCUUUUAAAUAACAAUUCUGAUAACAACAAUGAAGAAGAAAAAGAAAUAAAAUCAUCAAAAAAUAAUGAUAAAAAUAUUUUUUCCUUAAAAGUGAUACAAAGAGAAAAUAGUGACGAUUAUAACAUAUCAUCUUGUGAUUUGUUAGAUUCUGAUUUAGAAUUUAAUAAUUUUUUUUUAGAAAAUUAUUAUUAUAAAUACAUAGACAAUAAAAAUGAAAUAGAAGAUAAUGUAAAAUCAGAUGAACUGCUACAAAAAUAUAUAAGGAUUAUAGAAAGUAGAAAAAAAUGGAAAACUAAAAAUUUGGAAAUACGUAAUAAUUUUGAAAAUUUAGAGAGAUUAAUAAUAGAUGUUGAAUUGAAGGGAGAAGAACUAUUAUGCUUUGUUGGAAAAUUAAAUAAUUUAAAAGAUAUUAUUAUUAGUAAAUUAUUAUACUCUAAUAAAUUAAAUAGAUCACAAAAUAUUAUCAUAUUUACAUGUUUCAUUGAAAAAAUGAGACAAAAUAAUGUCAGAUUAAUACAACUAGGUCUUUAUUUUAAACAUGAAUAUAAACCUGUAGAUUAUUUAAAUAAUGAAAAAUUUCGAAAAAUAUUAAGUGAAAGAAAAGAAUAUGUAUAUAAUAUUAAUAAAGAAGAAGGUGAUGAGUUAAUACACAUUUUACAAAAAAAUCAUUUAAAUUCUUUAUAUUGCUUAUGGAGUAAUGAUCUUUUUAUAUCUUUUGAAAUGUAUGAGCAAAUCAAAAAUUUUCAUAACUUAAAAAUAUGGAUACUUCCAGGUUGGCGAGCACUAUCCCUUGCAAAACAAUAA
Molecule: messenger RNA, 1659 nt
Organism: Plasmodium relictum
Lineage: Eukaryota; Apicomplexa; Aconoidasida; Haemosporida; Plasmodiidae
Product: conserved Plasmodium protein, unknown function
Exons: 2
Coding region: 1-1659 (552 amino acids)
Source: RefSeq, a predicted model, not a curated record